This is a messenger RNA of Chanos chanos (milkfish), 1164 nucleotides long. RefSeq names its product thioredoxin domain containing 15 (gene txndc15). The record is from RefSeq and is a predicted model, not a curated record. Gene Ontology annotation, biological process: cilium assembly. NCBI's taxonomy places the organism in Eukaryota, Metazoa, Chordata, Actinopteri, Gonorynchiformes, Chanidae. The coding region runs from base 49 to 1089 and encodes 346 amino acids. The transcript has 5 exons. Gene Ontology annotation, cellular component: cilium.
UUCAGUAGAUUAAAUUAAAUCUGAAAAUAUUUACCAGAUGACAGAACCAUGGGAUGGAAAGCAAGCCUAAUAAAAGUGUUGUGCACUUUCUCUUUAACGGCGUACACUGUUGGACUGAUCCAGGUUUCAGCAGAAACAACCUCAGAUGAAGUCCCUGAGUUCAGAAUUGCUGAAGAUUCCAACUUGGAUUCUGAUAAAUACAGUGAACAUGUUGAGGUGGAGCAAAGUGAGGCAGUGCCAGAGAGACUCUUUAAAACAGCUGAGAUAGCUGAUGCCCUCAUGGGAACCAGUGUGCCUGCAAACACGGGCAUCGAAAAACUGAUCCCAAAAGGUUUCAGAGACUCACUGGAGGCUAGGACAGCAACAGCGCCAUGUGAUGAUAACACAUGUGGAGCUAUUGUGACAUCAGAUGAAACCCUUCAGGCGCUGACCAAUGAGCAGGCUGAGUCUGUCACUCUAGGAACAGUCCUCCCAGAUACCAUGGUAGCAGAGGAGCAGAACUCCACGGAGAUGACUAAAACAUACAAAGUUAAUUGUGACAGAAGGAACAUCACAGGAAUUUCUAACUUCACUGUGCAGGUUCUCAAUGGCUCACAGGAUUUGAUGGAAUUCCUAAAUGCCAACAGCUCAGAGUGCUCUUUGGUGCUCUUCUAUACUACCUGGUGUCAGUUCUCUGCAAAUCUCGCUCCCCACUUCAACGCAUUGCCACGCCUUUUUCCCACACUGCACUUCCUGGCUCUCGACGCCUCUCAGCAUAGCAGUCUCUCCACGCGGUUUGGAACUGUGGCUGUUCCCAACAUUCUUUUGUUUCAAGGUGUAAAACCGAUGGCCAGGUUUAACCAAACAGACAGAACGCUGGGGACCCUGUCAUCCUUUAUAGCUAAUCAAACAGGUUUUGAAGCGGGCUCAGAGCAAGUUGUCAGAGAUGAGGACUACCUCGGACCUCUACCUAAUGUUCCCGUGAAGGGGCUUGAUUGGCUCCUUGUGUUUUCGGUCCUUUUUAUUACUGGUUUUACAGUCUAUGCUAUCCUGCGCACGGACAGCAUACGGUGGCUCCUACCAGGACAAGAACACGAACACCAAGACUAAAAAUUUUAUGCAUAUUCUCAAAAUAAUUUCACAAUGGUUAAUGCUGCCAUAUUUGAAUGAUUUAACUUAUUGCCA